Molecule: messenger RNA, 5153 nt
Organism: Cyclopterus lumpus (lumpfish)
Lineage: Eukaryota; Metazoa; Chordata; Actinopteri; Perciformes; Cyclopteridae
Gene: bmal2
Product: aryl hydrocarbon receptor nuclear translocator-like 2
Exons: 17
Coding region: 311-2233 (640 amino acids)
Biological process (GO): regulation of transcription by RNA polymerase II
Cellular component (GO): aryl hydrocarbon receptor complex; transcription regulator complex; cytoplasm
Molecular function (GO): protein dimerization activity; DNA-binding transcription factor activity, RNA polymerase II-specific; RNA polymerase II cis-regulatory region sequence-specific DNA binding
Source: RefSeq, a predicted model, not a curated record
AUAAAGAAGAAGCAGAGCGAUUCACGGAGCUGCGACUGUGACUCUAAUGCGGCGAUAGGAGGAGACGACAUUUCCCCCAGUUCUCUACUCUGUCCUGUUGGCACCGCUCUCGAACUCUUCGGUGCUCGUCUAUGCGCCCUCUCCCUUUUCUUUUCUGCAUAUAGAGAUAUGUAUAUAUAAGGCAGUUGUUCUGCCGCCGUCUCGACUCCCUCACAAUAUGUCCUAUUAACGCAGUAACAUUAGUCGACUGCCAUAUCCAUGCAUUGGAGUCCCGGGCCCCUGCGCUCCGGCUCCGGCUCCGGCUCCAGCCAUGUCGGCCUGGAAUACAGCGACCAGCGGCUGUGACAGAUCUGGAGGCGACCCGGCAGAAGAAGUGCUGGUUAAAGAACACCAAAGUGGUUCUGUUUCUUUGCCCAGCGCGAUGACCCCGUCCUCAGCUGUUGGCACGACCUCUAGCAUUGAGAUACCCCGGAAGCGCAAGGGCUGCAUGGACAACCAGGAUACAAAAUCUGUUUCAAUGGAUAUGGAUAUGGAAGAUAUGGAAGAUGAGCAAAACGGAUCGGAUGGAGAGGACCGGCAUCUCAAAAUGAAAUGCUUCAGAGAGCCGCAUAGCCAAAUUGAGAAGAGGAGACGGGACAAAAUGAACAAUCUCAUUGACAAACUCUCAGCCAUGAUCCCUUCCUGUAACCCACUGUCCCGUAAAGUAGACAAACUCACUGUGCUCAGAAUGGCAGUGCAGCACCUCAAAUCUCUCAAAGGUUCAUCAAGUUCUUUUUCUGAAGCCAGCUACAAGCCGUCAUUUCUUCCCAACGAGGAGCUCAAACACCUCGUCCUCAAGGCUGCAGAUGGGUUCCUGUUUGUAGUGGGCUGUGAUCGUGGGAAAAUAGUUUUUGUCUCAGAGUCCGUCACGAAGAUAUUAAAUUAUAGUCGGGUGGAGCUGAUUGGACAGAGCCUGUUUGAUUACAUUCAUCCAAAGGACAUGGAAAAAGUGAAGGAGCAGCUGUCAGCUUCUGAAUUAUACCCUCGUGAACGCCUGAUAGAUGCUAAAACGGGCCUGCAGGUCCAGGCUGACCUCCCGGUCAGUGCAGCACGGCUGUGUUCAGGUGCACGCCGCUCAUUCUUCUGCCGCAUGAAGUACAACAAAAUUUCGGUCAAAGUGGAGGAGAAGGAAUUCCAAGCAUGCACCUCCAAAAAGAAAGAGUCGCAGAAGUACUGCACGGUCCACUGCACAGGCUACAUGCGCAGCUGGCCUACCAGUCAGUUGGGAGCAGAGGGGGAGGAGGCAGACAAGCAGGAGAGCGCCCACUUCAGCUGCCUGGUGGCGGUGGGACGCGUCCACUCCCACUCAUCGCCACAGGUUAAUGGAGAAGUCCACGUUAAACCCACAGAGUUCUUCACACGUUGUGCCAUGGAUGGCAAAUUCACCUUUGUCGAUCAAAGAGCCACAAUCAUUCUUGGUUAUCUUCCUCAAGAAAUGCUUGGGACAUCAUGCUAUGAGUACUUCCAUCAAGAUGAUUUACCGCAUUUAGCUGAAAGGCAUCGAAAAGUGCUGCGGAGCAAAGACAAAAUAGAAACAAACUGCUAUAAGUUCAAAACUAAAUAUGGCUCUUUUGUCACUCUUCAAAGUCAAUGGUUUAGUUUUGUAAAUCCCUGGACCAAAGAAGUAGAAUACAUAGUUUCAACUAACACGGUUAUAACAUGCGAUCACAGUCCAACCAGUCGAUCCGGAAACAAGUUUGAACUGUCGAGCAAUUACAAGACUUCUGACGAAGAUGGCAAGAAGUCUCUUCCAGUUAUACCAGGCAUCUCCACCACACCUGGAGCAAUGAUUUAUGCUGGAAGCAUUGGGACCCAGAUUGCCAAUGAACUGCUGGAUUACAACAGGAUGAACUCCUCUCCUUCCAGUGGGAGCGUCAGCCCGUUCAGUCUACCACCCGAUAAGUGUCCGCAAACUCCCAAUCAAAUCAGCAACAAUGUGCCAAAUGGAGAGGCAACCGAUAUGGGGAUUCCAGGAAAGUUCAGCUCAGAGGAUGAGCCCCAGGGAGCUGCAUUCUCUGGGGCAGAAUCACUCAUGGAAGAGAACUCCCAGCUGGAUUUGGACAGCGUGGUCGGACCGGGCCUUAGUAGCCUGAGCAAUGACGAAGCAGCCAUGGCAGUGUUCAUGAGCCUCCUGGAGACGAACACAAAUGCGGGCGAGGCUGUGGACUUCGAAGAGAUGCACUGGUCUUUAUAGAAUCUGCUCUUACCGUGUGACGCUGUAGCCCUGCAAAAAACACUUCAAUGCUUUUCUCCAAGACAGCAUUCCUUUUUUGUCGAUGGACUUUUUCAUUGACUGGUAACCUCUUCGUGUGGCUGCUCUAACAGGGAGUGACAACAAGAGACACCUUGUUGUUGGAAGGAGGAUGUGCCUCUAAAGCCUUCCAGCGGUUGGCCUGCCCUGAAACGCUGUUCUUCACUGCUCUCCUCUCAUUUACUGCCAUCCUCGGUUUAACUAAGGGAGAAGAACCCAUGAACACAAAUGACAGUGGCAUGAUGAUGGACAUCAUGAUGGCUCGGGACUCUCUCCUCCACCUACAAUUAAACGGGUUUGGAGUGAUGAUGCAAAAAUAAUAAUAAUUGCACUGAAUUGAUUUAAUGUUUUUUUUAAAAGUUGUAUUUUGAUUAUACUAGAUGUUUAAGUCAAAUGUAAAGAAGACACCUGGCCCAUCUGUGUUACCCCUCAGGAUCCAAGCCGUUGAUAGCCAGUGUCGACCACAGCAGACCACACUUCCAUAACCUCUAGCUUUGAGUCACCGAAUGAUGUGCCGCUCAGAGAUUUCCUCUUGUCAGUAUCUGAACAUUCUCCGUGAAAACAAUCCAGCAACCUCCUAUCUCAUACACUGACUUGAAAAAACUGUAAUUGUGGAGUUGGUAUGAUUACAAACACCAUGUCUUCAAACUACAUCUGUCUGAAAGGGAUAGUUUGUGUGGAAAGAAUAUUUUAGUAUGUACCCUUGUAUAGUCAAUGUUGGCUGCCCUUUAUUGGAGCUCUAAACAUGACAUGUUUAUUGUCAGAGAUAAUCCACCUACAUGUAUUUGUCAGAGAGCAGCCAGUUUUGAUGGUUGAGCAUUCAUGAAUCAAUAUGGCUUUCUGAGCACUACAGUACUCCUUCAUGUAAAGUGAAGGUGGAGGUGCUGAAAUGGCGCUGAAAUUUGGCAUCAAACCCCCUUUCACAAUUGUGACAUUUUAUCAAUACAUGUUUAAGGUUGAUCGCUGAGUCUGAUGGUAGAAGUGUUAACUCAGGAAAUGAUGGAAACAGAGCCUCCCCAUUUAAAUGUAGAAUGACACAGUUCUGAGUAACUAUAGCAGUAUUUUAAAGUUUUACAUACUUCCCUCAAACUAUAUAUUGAUAAAGAGUAUGUACUUGUGCGUCUGUGUUCUUACACUUAUUGUCAGCUUUAUAAUCUUGCAGGUAAGCCAUAACUUUAACCUUUCUUUUGUUCAUACUACGCACUGACGAUUUUAAAAAGACACGGUCAUUUUUAUUUGCUAUUUUGUCCCGCAUACAUAUUGUAAAGGGAUUGUGUUAUGCUGAGCUUGCAUUCCUUAAAUUCAAAAUGUUUAGGUAUGUUCCGCUCUUAACUCAAUGUAAUUGUCCCUCCUUUAUCAUGCAUGACUCAAGAGCUCUCGAAGGGAGAUGAUUAUACAGCGCCUUGAAAUAUCACAUUUGGUGAGAACUUGGAUGAGUCACUGAGUUGUGUGGAUCUCUUUUGUAAUUUACCUCAUGCAGAAUUUUCUUUUUGCUCAUUUUUAUAAUUGCAAAUCUUGGAUUUUUACUAACACAACAUUGACAGUCAUGUCAUAAUUAAUACAUAGUGACACUUUCUUGAAAAUCAUGUUGUAGCCAGAAGGCUUUAUUGGUGAAUAUAAGGUAGAAAUGUAGAAUUACCCAAGUAUGUCAAAUUAUUGUCUGGUCAGCCUUGCUGCUGCCAAAUAAUACAAACAUUAUAUACAUAGCUUCAGUUCAAGAACAUUAUUGUUUUGGCUUGUUUAAAAUUAUUUGAUUAUGGGCUUGUUUGAUACCUGUUUGACUGUUUGUUACAUUUAUCACCUUUUGUUUACCUGCAUGAUUUUGAGUUGUGUACACUCCUGGAGUCUCAUUGGGAGUGCACUGAAAAAACCGGGAGCACAUGUAAUGUUAAGAUUUUGAAAAGAAGUUGUUAGACCACAUGUAUGUGUCUUGCCCUGUCAUCUGCACCUAAACCAGUCAAAUAAUCUGUCAAAAUAACCGACGUUGUAUUGCUACCAAAAUAUACAAUACAUGGAACUCUGUAGCUUUUAUGCCAUCAUUCAUAUUGGUGCCUGUGUCCGAAGUGCCUUUGGAUAUGUCUGCUCGGACACUCGAUAAACCCGUGUUGCUUAUGGAGACCUCCUCAAGCCUGGCAACCUGCGCAGACUGAAAGGAGGGCCAAAAUGUAUCAUUGGAUUGACUUGACGCAUACUGUGCACGUCAUGAAUGAAGGGGAAGCCUGUUCACAGAUAAAAGAGGAACUGUCGUACAUGUCAGCACUCACUCACAACCUAACCAAACAAGCAGAGCUACGGAGUCAUGCCACAGACACAGGCGGGUCUUUUUAAAGGCAACAAGACCAUUUUGUAUUGUUAUGUUUCCCCUGUUCUUCUUGCUCAAUCAUUGUACUCUUGUAGCUGUAGUUUCCCCCUGAAAUCUUAAACAUUGCUUCAACUUCAGCGUAAUUAUUGGUGACUGAGUGAUAAACCUUACUGAGACGUCACAUAUUUUUCCCUUGUGUCUCUGUUUGUAAUACAACAGAAGAGUUUUUAAGAACGGGAAAGUUAUGUUUUGAUUUGAUGCCCGGCUUUCUUACUAGUUGCAUGACACUUUUGAAAAAUGUAUUAUUAAUUGCAUCACCUGGAAAGUUGAAACAGACUGAUGACACACAGUAAGAAGGACAUUAAUCUUGUAUUGGGCUGUUGGCAGCAUGUUACUGCCUCCAGUGUACCACCUAUUGCCACUCUAUAAGUUCAUUCUUGUUUAAUUGUUGUGCCCCAGAGAAAGCUCUACUGCAUAAUGUAUAUUGCUGCUAUUCUAUCAACAUGUCUGGACUUUCUUGUUAUCAUGUUGCUAAUAAAUAUUAGUUUACCAAACCAUCAA